Molecule: messenger RNA, 1308 nt
Organism: Henningerozyma blattae CBS 6284
Lineage: Eukaryota; Fungi; Ascomycota; Saccharomycetes; Saccharomycetales; Saccharomycetaceae
Gene: DEG1
Product: pseudouridine synthase DEG1
Exons: 1
Coding region: 1-1308 (435 amino acids)
Biological process (GO): mRNA pseudouridine synthesis; tRNA pseudouridine synthesis
Cellular component (GO): nucleus; cytoplasm
Molecular function (GO): RNA binding; pseudouridine synthase activity
Source: RefSeq, a predicted model, not a curated record
AUGGAGUUUAUUAGCAAUCUCUUUAAAUCAAAAGGUAAACAGGUUUCAUCAACCCUAGAAGCUGCAAAAUAUAAGGGUUGGACUAAGGAGCAAUUAGUUAAAAAGUUGUUAGAGCUGGAAGAUAACGAAAACACUUCCAAUAAACUUGAAAAACAAUUAAAAAAAAGAAAAAGUAAUGACUUAAGUUCUUUAAAGUCAUCAAAAAAACAGAAACGCCAAAAGGAGUUUGACUUCUCUAAAUAUCACACAAGAUUUAUUGCAUUAAAGUUUGCAUAUUUGGGUUGGAAUUAUAAUGGACUAGCAAUUCAAAAGGACUACACCCCUCUUCCAACAGUAGAAGGAACAAUUUUGGAGGCCAUGAAUAAAUGCAAAUUAGUCCCCUCAAUGUCUCCACAGGAUUAUAAUUUUAGUAGAUGUGGUAGAACGGAUAAAGGUGUUAGUGCCAUGAGCCAAGUUAUAUCAUUAAAUGUAAGAUCAAAUUUGUCCAAUGAAGAACAACUAAACCCAUUAAAAGAUUCUGAUGAGAUCCAUUAUGUUGAUAUCUUAAACCAAGUUCUUCCUGCGGAUAUUAGAAUAUCUGCAGUUUGCUUGAGACCUCCAAGUGGCUUUAAUGCUAGGUUUAGUUGUUACAAGUCGUCACUACAAGUAUUUAUUCGAAAGAAAAAUUUGGACAUUGAAAAAAUGAAAAUAGCAGCCAAACUUUAUCAAGGUGAACAUGAUUUUAGAAAUUUCUGUAAAUUAGAUGGCUCUAAGCAAAUCACAAACUACAACAGAACUAUUAUUAGUGCGGAUAUAUUACCUAUCAAUGGAGAUUUCUAUUGCUUCGAUUUAGUAGGCUCAGCAUUUCUGUGGCACCAGGUACGUUGUAUGAUGGCAAUUCUUUUCCUAAUUGGCCAGGGAUUAGAAGAGCCUUCGUUAAUAAAUUUAAUGCUGGAUAUUGAGAAGACUCCUAGAAAGCCUAUCUACGAUAUGGCUAGCGAUGUUCCAUUGAUAUUAUACGAUUGUAAAUUUCCAGAAAUGAAUUGGUCUCAACCUAAUUUAGAGGAUUAUAAAGCCAUUAAAUAUGGAAAAGCCAUUAGUUCUUUAGUAUUAAAAUAUUCAACUAAAGCAACAAUUGCUCAAAUUUUUGAAGAUGUUUUACCAACUACAACCCAGGAAUUUCCAAAUAAGACAAGAAUUAACUUAGGUGAUGGCAAAGGCAAAAUUGUUGGCAAUUAUCAAAAGGUGUCAGAUAGACCUGUUAUGGAGUCAGUAGAAACAGUCAAUAAAAAUUUUGAAACUAAAAAAGGAUGGAGGAAUAAUAACUAA